CCCCGCCCCCCGCCACGCGUUCCCGCCGCUCCGGCCCCAGACCCCCCGGAUCCCCCCAUGGCCGAGCCCAAGCCCCUUCCCCAGGAGCUCCUGUUCAACCCCGAGAGCGACCCCCGGGCGGGGCUGGGCAGGCUGUCCCCCCCCGGCUGGGUCCGGCAGCGCCUGGAGGAAAUUUGGGGAGGGGUCCGGCCCUGGGGGUCCUUCCUGGACCAGCGGCGCUUCGGGGUCCCCCGGGAUUUCGGGGAGCUCUGCCGGAGGCUGGGGCACAACGCGGAGAGAUUCCAGAGCAACUACCUGAUCCUGUUCCUGGGGCUGGUCCUGUACUGCCUGCUCACGUCCCCGCUGCUCUUGGUCGCUCUCGGGGUUUUUGUCGGGGCCGCGGUCGCCGUUCGGCUCCGGGCCAGGGAGGCGCCACUGGUGAUACUGGGCCGGGAGCUGGGCCCCGCCCACCAGUUGGGUGUGGCCGGGGGGGUUUCGCUGCCGCUGUUCUGGCUGGCGGGGGCGGGGGCUGCCGUCUUCUGGGUGCUGGGGGCUGCUCUGGUGUUUUUGGGGUCCCACGGCGCGUUUCGGCAACCGGAGCCCCCCGAGAGCCCCGAGCUGCAGAUGGAGCCUGUCUGACCCCCAAAAGAUCCCAAAAAUAUCCC
This is a messenger RNA of Poecile atricapillus (Black-capped chickadee), 644 nucleotides long. It is a transcript of the gene RABAC1, whose product is annotated as Rab acceptor 1. Lineage: Eukaryota; Metazoa; Chordata; Aves; Passeriformes; Paridae. The record is from RefSeq and is a predicted model, not a curated record. Gene Ontology annotation, cellular component: Golgi apparatus.